This is a messenger RNA of Trichoderma atroviride IMI 206040, 1104 nucleotides long. RefSeq lists its product as uncharacterized. NCBI's taxonomy places the organism in Eukaryota, Fungi, Ascomycota, Sordariomycetes, Hypocreales, Hypocreaceae. The record is from RefSeq and is a predicted model, not a curated record.
AUGGAUCGCGGUCUUCCGUCUCUAAUUGAGAGCUCCCGUGCGAUUUCUCAGCCAUACAAUGGAGAUUUUCGAGUCGACAAAAAUGUUCUCGCCAAGUUUCCAGAAGGAACAGCGGUCCUAUCUGCAGACAGUUUUGGCACUUCCGCAUGGACAGUCACAGCUCGGCUCCAUCUUAAGCUACCCGACGGUUCUGAGGAAAGAUACUUCCUCAAGUCAGCCCCAGAGGAUCAUGGCCGGACGCUUAUGGAAGGCGAGUUUAAUGCGAUGACUGAGAUAUACAAAUGGGCGCCGGAUUUGGCCCCCAAACCGCAUAGUUGGGGGAAGUACGCGCUUGAAAAGCCAGAAGCUUACUUCUUCUUAUCCCAAUAUAUCGACAUGAACGAUAUGAUGCCGGAUCCAAACCAGCUGUGCAACAAACUUGCUCGCCUUCAUCGAGAAAGCCAGUCUCCAACAGGCCAAUUUGGCUUCCAUAUUACCACUUGCCAGGGCCGUAUCCCACAGUCUCUACAGUGGGAGUCGAAUUGGACCGUAUUCUUCACUCGGCUCCUUCAACAUGUAAUUGACAUGGACUUUGAGUACAACGGAUAUUGGGAAGAGCUGGAUCGGGUAGAAAAGCAAUUCGUUGCUCACGUGAUCCCCCGACUCUUAGACGCCUUGGUAAAAGACGGCAGAAAGAUCAAGCCUUGUCUUAUUCAUGCAGAUCUAUGGGAGGGUAAUAGUGGUACUUCUUUUGAGAAUAACAAUAUCUAUAUAUUCGACGCGGCCGCAUUUUAUGCGCACAGCGAAAUGGAAAUCGGAGACUGGCGCUGCUAUUAUAACAAAAUCAGCAACAGGGUAUACACACGAACAUAUCUAAGGCAUCAUGGCCCAAGCCAGCCGAAAGAUGAAUGGGAAGACCGAAAUCGUCUGUAUAGCAUUUACUUCAACGUAAUCUAUUCAGUCAACCAUCUUGGCACGGGCAAGGCCGUGCGUCAAUUAGCCUAUCAGGAUAUGUAUUAUCUCAUUGACAAAUACGCCCCAUUUCCUGAGGGCGAAGGACCACCAAAGCUAGACAAGUCAGAAAUGGUUUCGUUGUCUGCCGAGCGAGACCACGCGGCGAAUUAG